AUGACAAUGAGUAUUACUGAAGUAUUUGGUGAGUUUAGGUGUGGUAAAACACAGAUGUCUCACACUUUAUGCGUUACGACACAACUUCCAAGGGAAAUGGGUGGAGGUGAAGGUAAAGUGGCAUAUAUUGAUACAGAAGGUACUUUUAGGCCCGAAAGAAUCAAACAGAUUGCUGAAAGCUACGACCUUGAUCCUGAAUCAUGCUUAGCAAACGUUUCUUAUGCUAGAGCCUUGAAUAGCGAACACCAAAUGGAGCUUGUAGAACAAUUGGGUGAAGAACUAAGUUCUGGAGAUUAUCGUUUGGUGGUUGUGGACUCAAUAAUGGCUAAUUUUCGAGUUGAUUACUGUGGUAGAGGUGAACUGAGUGAAAGACAGCAGAAGCUAAAUCAWCAUCUCUUUAAAUUGAAUAGAUUAGCGGAAGAAUUUAACGUCGCAGUAUUUCUGACUAACCAAGUUCAAUCCGACCCAGGUGCUUCUGCCUUAUUUGCAUCUGCAGAUGGCAGAAAACCGAUUGGUGGGCACGUCCUGGCACAUGCUUCAGCAACAAGAAUCCUGUUGAGAAAAGGUCGUGGUGAUGAAAGAGUCGCUAAAUUACAGGAUUCUCCAGAUAUGCCUGAAAGAGAGUGUGUUUACGUGAUCGGUGAAAAAGGUAUUACGGACGCAAGUGAUUAG
This is a messenger RNA of Saccharomyces eubayanus, 672 nucleotides long. RefSeq names its product recombinase DMC1 (gene DMC1). NCBI's taxonomy places the organism in Eukaryota, Fungi, Ascomycota, Saccharomycetes, Saccharomycetales, Saccharomycetaceae. Gene Ontology annotation, biological process: reciprocal meiotic recombination; DNA recombinase assembly; chromosome organization involved in meiotic cell cycle. The record is from RefSeq and is a predicted model, not a curated record. The coding region runs from base 1 to 672 and encodes 223 amino acids. The transcript has a single exon. Gene Ontology annotation, molecular function: double-stranded DNA binding; single-stranded DNA binding; DNA strand exchange activity. Gene Ontology annotation, cellular component: condensed nuclear chromosome.